AAACCCAAACUCCACAGCACAAAGAAGCCAAGAACAAGUUCCGUUUCAAGUUCUCUCUCGCUACUCUUCAGAGAUUAGAGAUUUUAGAGCAGAAGGGAAGGAAGAGGAUCGAUGGAUCGGGUGACGAACCUGUACCUGGAGAACCUGUGCAUAAUGCAGGAGAACGAGCGGCUGAGGAAGAAGGCGCAGCUGCUGGACAAGGAGAACAAGGCGCUCCUCGCCAAGCUCAAGCUCAAGAACAACCCCUCCACCGCCGCCGCCGCCGCCGCCGCCUCCUCGCCGUCGUCCCAGCAGCAGCCAGACGCCGGCGCCUCGGCGGCCGCCAGCGUCGUCAAGGCCGGCGCGGCGGCGCCGUCGUCGUCCUAUGGCGGGAAGAAGACCAAGUGAUGCAGCUAGCUAGCUCGAGCAUGCAUGGAGAUGAUGACGUGGAUCUUUUGUAAUUAGUUGCACUAGCUUAAGUACAUUAGCAUAUUUGAUGUUACUAGCAUGCAAUGCAUCAUGGAGCAUUAACGAUCGAGUGUUAGAUGAUCACCAGGUAGCCAGAGCAGCGUCGUUUUGGACUAAUUAAGCUAGCUAUUAGCUAAGCUUGCAGUGUUUUG
Molecule: messenger RNA, 599 nt
Organism: Oryza sativa Japonica Group (Japanese rice)
Lineage: Eukaryota; Viridiplantae; Streptophyta; Magnoliopsida; Poales; Poaceae
Product: protein LITTLE ZIPPER 4-like
Source: RefSeq, a predicted model, not a curated record